Messenger RNA from Gigantopelta aegis, 685 nucleotides. Its product is annotated as receptor-type guanylate cyclase gcy-28-like. The record is from RefSeq and is a predicted model, not a curated record. The transcript has 5 exons. Lineage: Eukaryota; Metazoa; Mollusca; Gastropoda; Neomphalida; Peltospiridae. Bases 56 to 685 code for a protein of 209 amino acids. Gene Ontology annotation, molecular function: natriuretic peptide receptor activity; peptide hormone binding. Gene Ontology annotation, cellular component: membrane. Gene Ontology annotation, biological process: vasodilation; regulation of blood pressure.
UUGUGUAUUUCCAGUCGUGGUGCUGUGUGCUUCCCCGGACUCGGUGAGAGAGAUCAUGAUAAAAGCCCACGAGAUGAAUUUUGACAAUGGAGAAUAUGUCUUCUUCAAUAUAGAUCUGUUUAGCAGUAAGAACGACUCGGCGCGGCCGUGGUACCGAGCUAACGACACGGACGAACGAAACCACAACGCGAGACAAGCCUACGAAGCGUUGAUGACGGUAACUCUCCGGAAACCCACGAGCCCGGAGUACCACUCCUUCUCGGAAGAGGUGAAACGGCGGGCCAGACGCAUGUACAAGAACUUCACGUAUGGCGAGGAAGAGGUGAACAGUUUUGUCGGAGCGUUUCACGACGCCGUCAUCUUGUACGCUCUAGCCCUUAAUGAGACGCUUGCCGCAGAUGGUUCGAUUACUGACGGUGCUGCCAUCACGCGGAGGAUGUGGAACCGGACGUUCGAGGGUAUAACCGGAACUGUGAGUAUCGACUCGAAUGGCGACAGAAAUGCGGACUACUCGCUGUUAGAUCUCAACCCGGCUACGGACCAGUUUGAGGUGGUCGAAACUAUCUCGGAAACAAAACAAGAGGUCUCGAGCCGGUCCCAGGUCGGACCAUCCACCCUGGGCCGGGGGGGCGACCGCACCACACCAGCAUCUGAUCGUCCCUCCCAGUGUCGGUUUCGAUCUUAG